This is a messenger RNA of Linum tenue, 1536 nucleotides long. Lineage: Eukaryota; Viridiplantae; Streptophyta; Magnoliopsida; Malpighiales; Linaceae. The record is from the annotation of a GenBank genome assembly.
AUGGUGAACCAGGCUGAUAUGGCUAUUGACUCUUCCUCUGUUUUGCCUUUGCAGAAACAGGGGGACAAGGACGCGACGACAGAGACGCAGCCCGAGCAACCUUUGACAAUGAGCACCAGUCAACAAAGCUUGACCUACGCCAAAGCCGUCUCGGGAGGGUCGACAGCGAAUAGGAACCAGAACCCGGCGAUUCAAUGGACCCCGGUGGGGGAACAUGACCUGGUGACUGGUGAACGCAAUGGGGAACCUUCACUGCAAGUCUCGGCCGCUUUCAAGGCAAAGCUGUGUGCUCCGUGGCAGAAAACGCUUGUAGUCAGGUUACUAGGCCUGCGGAUAGGCUUUGUUACUCUGUGUAACCGUCUGAAGAAUCUGUGGCGUCCGACGGGCAGCAUGGAGGUCAAGGAUCUCGACCAUGAUUGCUAUCUGGUGAAGCUGGAUAAUGAACAUGAUUACCUCAGAGCGUUGACGGAUGGGCCUUGGGUAAUUUUCGACCAUUACUUAGUGGUUCAGCAAUGGUCCCCGAAAUUCAAAGCCUCUGACCCGCUUCCCAGGACGAUGAUCGUCUGGGUUCAGUUCCCAGCGCUGAAAAUCCAUUUCUACCACAAAGAGGUUCUGACCACGUUAGGGAACCUAAUAGGCAGGACCAUCAAGCUGGACUACCAUACGCUGAACCAGGAGAGAGCGAAGUUCGCUCGGCUGGCAGUGGAAGUCGACCUGUCGAGACAUCUGGUUCCGCGGAUUUGGCUCGACGAUGAGUGGCAGAAGGUGGAGUACGAGAAUCUUCCGGAGGUUUGUUUCGAGUGUGGGAAGAUCGGACAUUCAUCAUCGUCCUGCCCGCAGCUCUUGUCGGUCGUUCCCCUUAGCCAAUCAUCGCCGCUGGACGUGUCGCCGACAUCUCCAACCACCGCCGACGACCCCAACCCGGGCUUCGGCCCAUGGAUGCUGGUAACCAGGAAGUCUCGGCGUAAUCCAAGGGAUCUGCAACGAAAAGGGAAAGUUGAGAAUGGGUUGGGCAAUCUGGGCAAUCAAAGCCCGAUCUCGGUCUCCAAAGAUGGAAAGAACGGGCCAGCGGUAAGGGAAGGAAACUCGACCUCACCACCCCUUUUCACUCCCAACGGUCACUUACCUCCUAAGAACCCAUCUCAGGAAAAAAAAGGAAACAAUGACAAGAAGAUCAGUGAGGAAACUAGAAAGGGGAAGAGUAAAGUGGUUAGCGAAGGAAAUAACAAAGGGAAGGGUUUGCUUGGGGCCGGGCCCAAACCGUCUAAGAAAGGGGAUGGCGGGCCGAAGCAGGUUUCGGUUGUGGGGCCCUCUUCCUCAUCAGGCCACGACUUGGGCCUGGAAAUGUUGGAUCGGAACGCACAGGAGGAUGGGGCAGCCCAAGAACCUCACGGGGAAUCAAGACUCACGAUGUCUCAAACGCUGGCCAUUCGAACCGUAACAGGACAGAAUGGGACAGUGAUGCAGAUUGUAGAAGACAUUCCACCAGUGGGGCAAGGCGCGGUCACAAAGAACUCCUCGCCGUCGGUGGCAUAG